This is a messenger RNA of Symsagittifera roscoffensis, 2536 nucleotides long. RefSeq lists its product as uncharacterized. NCBI's taxonomy places the organism in Eukaryota, Metazoa, Xenacoelomorpha, Acoela, Convolutidae. Gene Ontology annotation, cellular component: membrane. Bases 144 to 2420 code for a protein of 758 amino acids. The record is from RefSeq and is a predicted model, not a curated record. Gene Ontology annotation, molecular function: ABC-type transporter activity; ATP binding; ATP hydrolysis activity. The transcript has 7 exons.
AGUUCACACCGUUUUUUCGUGAAUUUUUAUCGGUUCUGGUUAAUUUGAGUUAUAGGCGUUAUUGGUAGUAGACACAGACAGCAAGUAGUUUAGAUUACGUUUGUUUAUUUUUCUGAUGAACGGUUUGGCCGCAUUUCUUGUUUAUGGAAUCCAACGCAGACCAAAAAACGAAGACUGAUUACCUCUCAAGGUAUGAUGGCUCCAGGUCUCUGUCAUCAAGAUUGUCAACUCAGAGCUUCAAUUCGCAAGAGCACAAGUACUCGCCAGAUAGGGGGAGUAUCACGUCUAAAAUCUCUAAAGAUUCGGUGGUUGUUGUGGACGAUGUCCAACUGGUCGUCCCGUCGAGCAGUGUGGACAAGAAAGGCCAUGAUAACAAGAAGGGCCAUGAUAACAGUUCAGCUGACGUGAAGUAUAGUCUCCCGAAUGGAGAUGUGAGACCACCGCAAACUGCGACGUCCACUCAGAGUCAGAAUGGAUACAGAGUGGAACCAGGUGUGAAUUCGGAAGGGUAUUCGAUGGCGUGGCAGAAUCUGUCCUACACUGUUCCCUGUAGUCGCCUGCCCUGGAAGCGGGAUCGCAAGGUACUCCUUCAGAGCAUAACUGGCCACGUGCACAAAGGAGGCAUCAUGGCCCUGAUGGGUCCCUCUGGAAGCGGAAAGACUACGCUACUGGAUAUUCUGGCAGAUCGCGUAUCAAGUGGAGAAAUCCUGGGCGAGAUUCUCAUCAACGGCAUUCCAAGAAACUCAGACGAGUUUCGAACUUACACAUGUUACGUGGAUGUUAACGACGCCUUCUACGAAAUAUUCACAGUGAAGGAAACGAUGAUGUUCACAGCUAAUCUCUGCUUCCCGACAUCCAUGUCUUACGAGGACAAGAUUCGAAAGGUGCGCAGUGUUUUGAACAAAGUGGGCUUGGAAUCAUGCAAACAUACGCGCAUAGGCGGAGAACUGUUCCGUGGACUUUCGACCGGUCAGAAGCGACGUCUGAGUAUUGCACUGGAACUUUUGAAAGAGCCGUGGAUUUUGUUUCUGGACGAACCUUUGUCUGGAUUAGACGGAGCAGCUGCCUCGAAUAUAAUGAAUAUUCUGACAAAUCUUGCUGAUACAGGCAAGACAGUGAUCUUCUCUGUGCACCAGCCCCCCUCGCGAGUGUGGAGCACAUUCUCCUCCCUCACUCUCCUGUCGGGGGGACUACUUCUGUACGCUGGUCCAGUCAAUGAAGCCAUCCCAAUGCUCACCACUGCCUCUGGCCAGGACAUUCCCCCCAACUGCAACCCUGCUGAUUAUAUGCUGGACCUGGUCAACAACGACUUCAAAGGUCAUGUGAAGAUUGACAAGCUUAAUGACGUGUACCUGAGCUCUCAACUACAUCGGGACAUCUUCGACACAGUUAAAUUUGAGAGAGAACGUGCGUUGCAGUUCCUGCACGAGAACCCUCGAUAUCUGGAGGAUAACACCAAACACCGAUUCAGAGCCGGUGUAGUCUCCCAGAUUCGCUACUUGACCACGCGUGCUCUGUGGAAUAACUUGUUACACCCUGGACUCUAUUGGUCUCGUAUUGUGAUUUACAUCCUUCUAGACUUGAUAAUUGCUGCCAUGUUCACUCGGUCGAUUAGCAUCAAAGACGAAUACAAAGCGGGCAUGAUAUUUUUUGUUCAGUCGUAUCUCGUAAUAAUGACUGUCGCCGCGUUGCCAUAUCUGAUUCUAGCUCGCCCAGUGUUCUGUAAAGAGCGAGCCAAUGGACUAGUAUCAGUGACGCCAUACAUCUUGUCAACAUUCAUAGCAAUGAUUCCAGGAGUCAUACUAGCUACCUUAGUGUCAGCAUUUUUGAUAUUUGUCAUAACGGGACUGGAGAGCUUUGGGUGGUUCUUCUGGAUCCUAUUUUGCACGCUACUUUGCGCUGAGUCAAUCAUGAACUUGGUGGCUUCUUUGACUAAUCAGUUCAUCGUUGGGUUAGCUAUUGGUGCCGGUAUCUACGGUAUAUUCAUGAUAAACGCUGGGUUCCUGUUGCCAAGCUAUGAAAUACCAAAUGAAUGGUUUACGGGAUGGAGACUUUUCCACAACAUCGCAUUUCACAAGUACUCACUGAGGUCCUUAAUUUACAAUGAAUUCAAAAAUCCCAAGUAUUUGAUCAAUGCAACUGGAUGCGAUAUCCUGUCAGUGCCUGGAAAUGAGGCGUUUGAUCCCAAUAUGCCACCAGGGGACUCUCAAAUGUCAACUGCUGCACCUGGAAUUGAUGAUUACGCUUCUGUCCCACCAGUUCCAAAUGACAGUCAGAUGUUAUAUUCUCCAAUUUUGCACAGAUACCGAAUGGAAGAUGAGAGCCCAGGAUUUGAUACUCUCUUCAUUCUGAUGUAUACAGCUCUGAUUCAAAUGAUCCUGCUGCUUGUAACAUUCUUCAAACACACUGGAAGGCGUUGAUAGCUUCUUGAGCGCAACUCUUGAGCGUAUUAUCGGAUUAUGUAUCUUAAACUAGUCUUUCUCUCUCGAACAUGUUUUAUUUGACUAAAUUCUGCAUUAUAGCAUUUCGAGUGGAA